AUAGAAAAUGAUUAAGUAUAAUUUGCAUAUGUUUCUUUUAAACGUAAAUUAACGAAAAAAAGGCGAACAUAGUUCGCCGUCGUCCUAGUUUUGCGGUCUCGUUAUUUUUGGUGCGGACAAAAGAAACGAUCACGGAAUAUGAAAAGUGCAAUCAUUUUGGUGGGGCUAGUGUGUUACGCAAAGUUGUCCUUUGCCGAAGAGGUUCGUCUCUUAGACCUGGAACCAACAGACGCUCAACAAGUGAUUGAAUCUCAAGACCAGACGUUGAAGUACGCUCCGAAGAUAGACUCGAAUGUACCCGCCGUCCGAUUUUUGGGAAACGAACCCCACCAUGUAGCGGAAGAUAUCUACCUGGCGAGACAGUAUCAUGGCCAGGACGGACUCGGAGGGUACCUAUAUGGUUAUUCCGUACCAGACAUUGCCAAAAAUGAAAAGAAAAAAGCAGGCGGCGAUCUCAGAGGUGCUUACAAUUACAUCGCAGGUGAUGGUCAAGAAAUAAGGGUAGAAUACUGGGACGACGGUACCGGAUUUCACCAGAUAGAUAACGUGCCCAAGAUUCUGCCCAAGCAAAUCGACGAUUCGCCUGAAGUAAAAGCUGCCAAAGAAGAAUUCUUAAAGAGGUGGAACGAGGAAGCCGAGAGGAAUCAGCAUCCCGUGGCGAACCCCUACAACAGCGAAGGUCAAUAUUCCAGCGGACCUUUGUCGGCACAAGGCCAGCUAGAACGCCAGAAACUAUUCAACCAGCAGCCGCAGCAGCUAUCCUUCGGCUAUCAGAAAGAUUUCGGCCAGUCAUCACCUGGGUUUUCGUCUCAAUCUCAACACCAGGCUCAAUACUCCGCAGAUUCAUCUAGUCAACCAUCAGGAACCUCCGCGCAAUCGCAGCAAUUUUCUUCAGGGCUGUACAGAGCGCAAGGUGUUGCCGGACCAUCGCAAUCAGUCAGUCAGCCAAGUCAAUUUGGCGGAUCCUCUCAGGCUCAAUUUGGCGGUCAAUAUCGAGGCCCCGGUAAUCCUGGGGCUCAAGGUUAUUCCAAAUACAAUCCCGCCCCAGAAAAUCAAGUGGACUACUCCGGACAGUAUAGCGAAAACAGGGAUAUAUAUGCGAAGGCUAAUUCGGAUGAAGACUCGGAAGAAAACACCACCGGACCGCCUAAAGGUUUCUUCUACAGCUUCGAUUACCCUGUAGGAAUAAUCGUCCAAAAAGGGGCAGCUCUCAAGAGGGAGGCGGGCGUACGAGAUGUGUAUGAAGAGAAUAAGUCCAAAUUCGAGUCGCAGCUGGCCCAGAGACAAGGCAAUGGCGGUUCUAGUUCGACGGGCUACGUAUAUUUGAAGAAUUAGUUCUUUGCCGUUGGUCUUUUACUUAAUUUAUUGCCAAACAGCGCGGAAUUGCUUUUGACAAAGUUUCGCUCGUCGUCAAAAUACUUAAAUAUUUUGUUAUGUGAAAUCGGUUACGCUUUUAGACAAUUUUUUUGGUGGAAUAUAUAAAGCUUUAGAAAGA
Molecule: messenger RNA, 1495 nt
Organism: Cylas formicarius (sweet potato weevil)
Lineage: Eukaryota; Metazoa; Arthropoda; Insecta; Coleoptera; Brentidae
Gene: Cpr67B
Exons: 5
Coding region: 139-1335 (398 amino acids)
Cellular component (GO): chitin-based extracellular matrix
Molecular function (GO): structural constituent of chitin-based larval cuticle
Source: RefSeq, a predicted model, not a curated record